AAGGAAGUCAUCCUCGCCGCUCUGCUACUGACAAACCUGCUGUGUUCAGGACACGCACUCUGAGAACCGGGGACAGACGGGGGACAUGCCACUGGACGUGGUCCUGAACGGGCCGCCCCCCUGGGGAUUCCGACUCACCGGAGGCAAGGACUUCAACCAGCCCCUCACCGUCUCCAGGAUCACCCCUGGCAGUAGGGCUGCCGUAGCCAACCUGUGUCCCGGUGACCUCAUCCUGGCCAUCGAGGGCAUCAGGGCGGACAACAUGAUGCACUGUGAAGCGCAGAACAAGAUAAAAGACGCCACCCAUCAGCUCUUACUCACCGUCCAGAGGCCUGAAACCAAGCUAUGGUCACCGCAGGUCAGAGUUGACGGUAAAGCCAACCCUUUUAAAAUCAACCUGGAGGCUGAGCAGCAGGAGUUCAAACCCAUCGGUGUGGGACACAACCGGAAGGCCCAGCCCUUUAUAGCGGCGGCUAACAUCGACGACCACCGCCAGGUGGUCAGCACGGCCUACAACACCCCAAUAGGGCUGUACUCGUCAGGAAACAUCCAGGACGCUAUGCACGGACAGAUGAGGGGUCUGGUGCACGAUAAGCCUGAGGGUAGCAGGACGCUGAGCUCCAUUGAGGAGUCCGACGUGUACCGCAUGCUUCUGAAAGACCAGGAGGAACCGCACGAACCGCGACAGUCUGGGUCGUUCAAGGCCCUGCAGGACUUCGUCGACAGCGACGGCACCCGGCCCAUGGUGACAAGGACAGUUAGGGCGCCCACAACUAAGCCCCCGCCGCCCACGGGAAACCUGCAGAAACUGCCCGUGUGUGACAAGUGUGGGAACGGCAUUGUCGGCACGGUUGUGAAGGCGAGGGACAAGUUCCGCCACCCUGGCUGCUUCGUAUGCACUGACUGUGACGUCAACCUUAAACAGAAGGGCUACUUCUUUGUUCAGGGCCAACUGUACUGCGAGACCCACGCUAGAGCUCGGACGAGACCUCCAGAGGGACACAACCUUGUCACCACUUUUCCCUCAGCAUAGGACCCCACACACACACACACACCACCCUAAAAAAAACUCUGCAUCUGCCAUUGUUUGUACCUGUUUGUUACUGUGUUCUGUUUUUGUCUCUAUGCUCUGUUUUGCACAAUUCCAGAGAGUCCAUUUGUUUGUUUAAAACAAUGACAUGUCUACUACUCUCUGCCUUCGAAUAAAGGGGGUUUUGACUGGG
Molecule: messenger RNA, 1223 nt
Organism: Esox lucius (northern pike)
Lineage: Eukaryota; Metazoa; Chordata; Actinopteri; Esociformes; Esocidae
Gene: pdlim3a
Product: PDZ and LIM domain 3a
Exons: 7
Coding region: 86-1033 (315 amino acids)
Biological process (GO): actin cytoskeleton organization; muscle structure development; heart development
Cellular component (GO): adherens junction; filamentous actin; stress fiber
Molecular function (GO): muscle alpha-actinin binding; actin binding
Source: RefSeq, a predicted model, not a curated record